Molecule: messenger RNA, 1107 nt
Organism: Penicillium salamii
Lineage: Eukaryota; Fungi; Ascomycota; Eurotiomycetes; Eurotiales; Aspergillaceae
Source: the annotation of a GenBank genome assembly
AUGGCUAUAGCAAUCUCUGUCAAGUCCCUCCUCAUCUUCUUUGGUCCUGUCCUCUUACCACGCCUCAUCACUGCUUAUCGAAGUCUGCGCGUGUCCAUCGCAAGUCGUCCACCCCCACGACCCCUCCCCGCUGCCGCAGGUCGAGCCCUGAACAUCCUCUUCGGGGGCAUUGUCUUCUUCCUCCUCCUCAGUCUCCCCUUCAACCCUCACGCCCCCGAACCCAACAUCUUCACUCUCACUCGAUCCCGCCUCAAUACCCCCACCGAUGUCAUCUUCAACCGUCUCGCCCGCUUCCGCCCCGACAACCUCCUCACCUCCGCCGACACCCUCCUCCAAUCCAAGUUGACUUCCCUCGGCGCUCGCAGGGUCUACCUCACCUUUGGGCCCGACGCCUUAGUCUCCUGCCAAUUCUGUUCUUAUGAUGAUCUCACCACCUACCUGCUGUACUAUCUGCCAUUCCACGUGCUCCUCCCCCAUCUCGCCCACCUCAUGCUCCUCGGCAUCGCGACCUCUGCCCCCCUCGCCGGCCGCGAUUCCGCCCGCUGGCGCAUGAAAUUCACCCUGGCUGGUCUCGCCCUUGCCGCAAUCGAUAUUUAUAUCAUGGCCAGCUACGACGCCAUCAAUGGCGCCCCCUUGUCCGUCCGCGCAGGCCAAAAACCCCCCACCAGUCUCUACAAUAAUAUCACGCUCCUACGGCCGCUGGCGAUCGUGGUCUGCGAUAUCCUCUGUGCAGCCGUCAUUUGGCUCUCUGCCACCCAUCGCUUCUUCUUCAAGCCUCCUUCUUCAGAGGACCAGAUCGAUACCGCGGUUCAGAUGGCUAUUCAGUCCUUGACCGGUGCGACUACGAAACUCCAUGCGAGUAGUGUGACGCGUAAUGCGGUGGUGCGGGACAAGGCGCUGAAAAGUCGUGACGAUUUAUAUUGGCAGACGAUGGCGGCUUCGGAGGGCCCCACGGGGACUGGCGGGGAAAUCCUCAACAAUAUUUGGGAAGAGGAAGAAGUGGCUCGAGCUAUGUCGCGGGCUAUGGCUGGUCAGGGUGGCAUUGAUUUGGCUCAAUUGGGUGUUAAUGCCAAUGACUUUGUUCGUGGAGUCACGGAGGGUCUGUAA